AUGGCCACCCAAAGGGUUAUAAUCUUGGCAAUUGCAGCUGCUAGCUUAGUUUCCAUGGCUUGUGCCAUAUCUGGAACUGCCACCUUCUAUAUUCCUCCCUAUAUUCCAUCAGCAUGCUUCGGAAAUGUAGACCAAGGCACGAUGAUAGCCGCGGCUAACCGUGACUUGUACAACAAUGGUGCGGCUUGUGGGCAGAGUUACACGGUCACGUGCACGGGUGCCAACUGUCGUAAUGGUGCGGUUACAGUUCGGAUCGUGGACCUGUGUCCCGGUUGUGGGCCCAACCAGCUCGACCUCUCCCAGGAAGCUUUCGCCAUUAUUGCCGACCCGAAUGCCGGAAGAAUCCAGAUUGAUUAUACCCCGGCUUAA
Striga hermonthica is the source of this 369-nucleotide messenger RNA. Lineage: Eukaryota; Viridiplantae; Streptophyta; Magnoliopsida; Lamiales; Orobanchaceae. The record is from the annotation of a GenBank genome assembly.